AUGUCAAGUGCUCCGUACUAUUCCAGUGAGCAACGGUUCUCCUACGGAGGUGGCGGCUCACGCAGCUAUGGUUCCAACCGGGGAUAUGGUAGCAGCAGUGGUAACUAUCGUAGUUACGGUGGCUCUUCCCAUGGUUAUGACAAUGGGAGCCUAGGAAGCAAACUUGGAGCAAUAGACUGGUCCAAAGAAACUUUAGUGCCAUUCGAAAAAAACUUCUAUAAGGAACAUGACGAUGUAAAGGCAUUGAGCAGAGCAGAAGUUGACCGGAUCAGAAGGGAAAGAGAGAUUACAAUCAUAGCUGGACGUGACGUACCCAAACCAGUCAUUUCUUUUGAACAUACGUCGUUCCCAGAUUACAUCCUCAAAGCUAUCGCUGCAGCUGGAUUCACAUCGCCAACGCCCAUACAAGUGCAGGGAUGGCCCAUCGCGUUAUCAGGAAGAGAUGUGAUAGGAAUUGCCGAAACCGGUUCUGGCAAGACUUUGGCGUUCCUACUACCAGCAGUAGUGCAUAUAAAUGCACAACAUCUUCUAAGACCUGGAGAUGGGCCUAUUGUGCUAGUACUUGCGCCCACAAGGGAACUAGUUGAACAGAUCCGACAGCAGUGCACACAAUUCGGAUCAAGUUCAAGAAUUAAGAGCUCAGUAGCUUAUGGAGGGGUACCCAAGAGGCAACAAAUGUAUGAACUGAAACGGGGUGUCGAGAUUUUACUAGCCUGCCCUGGGCGCCUCAUAGACUUCCUAGAGUCGAACGUCACCAACUUGAGACGAGUUACCUAUCUUGUGCUCGAUGAAGCAGACCGCAUGUUGGACAUGGGUUUCGAACCACAAAUUAGGAAAAUCGUCAGUCAAAUCAGGCCAGACAGACAAACAUUAAUGUGGUCCGCCACAUGGCCUAAAGAGGUCCAGUCGUUAGCUCAUGAUCUUUGCAGAGAAGAACCCGUACAUAUCAAUGUCGGAUCACUCGAUCUCAAGACUUGUCAUAAUGUAUCGCAAGAAGUUUUCGUGAUAGAGGAACACGAAAAACGGUCACAAUUGAAAAAAAUAUUGACAAAAAUUGGAGAUGGGAUUAAAAUACUCAUCUUUGCCGAUACAAAGAAAACUGCGGACUCUCUUACCAAGGAACUCAGAUUAGACGGGUGGCCAGCACUCAGCAUUCAUGGAGACAAGAAACAAGAAGAACGCAACUGGGUACUCAACGAGUUCAAAAGUGGAAAACAUCCCAUCAUGGUUGCUACGGAUGUUGCAUCCAGAGGACUGGAUGUGCGUGACGUCAAGGUCGUCAUCAACUUCGACUUUCCCAACCAAAUAGAGGAUUAUGUACAUCGCAUUGGUCGUACAGGACGUGGUGGAAACAAGGGUGCUUCCUAUACGUUCCUAACGCCAGACAAAAGUCGCGUAGCUAGGGAACUUGUCAAGCUCAUGCGCGAAGCUAACCAGACUGUCAGCCCCGAACUGUCCAAACUGGCAAACGAACGAUCAGGUGGCAGCGGGAACGAUCAUAGAAGGUGGGGAGGAUACGGUGGUGGUUAUGGAUAUGGUCAUCGUUCGGGUGGGCAUUACCAGACCUCAGCAAAUGCACUUCCUCUGGGGAGGAGGUACUGA
This is a messenger RNA of Babesia sp. Xinjiang, 1602 nucleotides long. Its product is annotated as DEAD-box ATP-dependent RNA helicase 20. The record is from RefSeq and is a predicted model, not a curated record. Gene Ontology annotation, cellular component: nucleus; ribonucleoprotein complex; cytoplasm. Lineage: Eukaryota; Apicomplexa; Aconoidasida; Piroplasmida; Babesiidae. The coding region runs from base 1 to 1602 and encodes 533 amino acids. The transcript is spliced from 2 exons. Gene Ontology annotation, molecular function: RNA binding; RNA helicase activity; ATP binding.